Molecule: messenger RNA, 841 nt
Organism: Phodopus roborovskii (desert hamster)
Lineage: Eukaryota; Metazoa; Chordata; Mammalia; Rodentia; Cricetidae
Gene: Tspan7
Product: tetraspanin 7
Exons: 7
Coding region: 53-802 (249 amino acids)
Cellular component (GO): membrane
Source: RefSeq, a predicted model, not a curated record
CCUCGCGCCCGCCCGCCGCCCGCCGCCUCUGCCGCCGCCGGAGCUCUGUAGUAUGGCAUCAAGGAGAAUGGAGACCAAACCUGUGAUAACCUGUCUCAAAACCCUCCUCAUCAUCUACUCCUUCGUCUUCUGGAUCACUGGGGUGAUCCUGUUGGCUGUUGGAGUCUGGGGAAAGCUGACUUUGGGCACCUAUAUCUCUCUUAUUGCUGAGAACUCCACAAAUGCUCCCUAUGUGCUCAUCGGAACCGGCACCACUAUCGUGGUUUUUGGCCUCUUUGGAUGCUUUGCUACAUGCCGUGGUAGCCCAUGGAUGCUGAAACUGUAUGCCAUGUUCCUGUCCCUGGUGUUCCUGGCUGAGCUUGUAGCUGGCAUUUCUGGAUUUGUCUUUCGUCAUGAGAUCAAGGAUACCUUCCUGAGGACUUACACGGAUGCCAUGCAGAACUACAAUGGCAAUGAUGAGAGAAGCCGGGCAGUGGACCAUGUUCAGCGCAGCCUGAGCUGCUGUGGCGUGCAGAACUACACCAACUGGAGCAGCAGCCCCUACUUCCUGGACCACGGCAUCCCCGCCAGUUGCUGCAUGAAUGAAACUGAUUGUAACCCCCUGGAUCUGCACAAUCUGACUGUGGCCGCCACCAAAGUGAACCAGAAGGGCUGUUAUGACCUGGUGACCAGUUUCAUGGAGACUAAUAUGGGGAUCAUCGCUGGAGUGGCAUUUGGAAUUGCAUUCUCCCAGUUGAUUGGCAUGCUGCUGGCUUGCUGUCUGUCCCGGUUCAUCACUGCCAAUCAGUAUGAGAUGGUGUAAAGAGAAGGUAAGUGACAAUGGGGAGUAUUUUUCCAUUUG